This is a messenger RNA of Carassius auratus (goldfish), 1028 nucleotides long. RefSeq names its product laminin subunit beta-1-like. Bases 148 to 807 code for a protein of 219 amino acids. NCBI's taxonomy places the organism in Eukaryota, Metazoa, Chordata, Actinopteri, Cypriniformes, Cyprinidae. The transcript is spliced from 4 exons. The record is from RefSeq and is a predicted model, not a curated record.
GCUCUGAACAUCUGGACAGCAUAUGAAGCCAAUGCUCUCUGUAGGGCAUCAGACUUGUCAUAAAAGCUGUGUCAUAAAAAAUAGCCAAAGCGAUUUGCUUCAGUAUCUCAAAGACCCUUAACACCCUUAUGUUCUUGUGUCCCAAGGAUGCCAUUGAUAUCAGAUUUUUUUUCUACGCCCGCUGUUGAGUACUACUUGAGGAAGGAGGCGAAUGAUAUGAAAUACACAGCUGAGAUGGUAAAGGAGGCCUUGCAGCAGGCUUAUCAUGCUCAGAGUUCAGUAACCGAGGAACUGAAACAGGCCACUGCUGACAUCAAGGGAACGCAACACUUGCUGGUCUCGGUGGAGUCAGAGACGUCCGACUCAGAGCUAAAAGUGAGUAACGCCACCCGCAGGCUCCUGAAAUUACAAAGCGAUGUAGCUCUGGUGAAAGAAAAGGCUAUCAACACCUCCACCAGUGCCAUCAACACAGAGAAAGAGGCUGAUAGCAUCAAUCCACUGGCUGACCCGCUCAAAAAGGUGUCUGAAUUACCUGGACAUGUUAUGUCAAUUAAUUCACUUGGAGAAUAUCGGUUUGGCUCAUCGGCAGAAAUAUUCAUAUCGGCCGAUACCGAUAAUGGUCAUUUUAAGCUUUUAUCGGCCGAUACCGAUGUUGUGCCGAUAUUAUCGUGCAUCCCUAGUUAUGAUGAAUAUCAGAAGCUGCUGGAGGACAAGUCAAAUGAGCUGGUGGAUCUGGAGAAGGCUGUGAAAGAACUGCUUCAGGAGAUCAGUCACAAAGUCACCGUCUACAGCACCUGUCUGUUUUAACACUACUACAGACUGCAUUAGGAAAAUAUAUUAAAUUACCUUCUGUGUCGAAUCCCUGAGAAGUUUCUGUGAGUUUUACAUCUGUUACAGCUACAGUUUUACCCAUACGUUUAUAUUGUAAGGGUAUUACACACUUUUAUGACCACAAGAGAAUGUCAUUUGGAUUUUAAAACAUAGCAGACCAAAGAGUGAAUGUAAGAUAUAGAACUAGGAGACUGCAA